UUUUUAGGGUAAAUUAUCCUAAUAAUCUUGAGAACUUUCUUUUUCAGUUCUGUAAAUUUUUCCAUGUUAAAACCAUUAUAUACCUAAUCAUGACAACCCUGCGGCCAUUUUGUUGUGAUGACAUGUUCAAAUUUAACCAUGUAAAUUUAGAUCCUUUAACAGAAACAUAUGGCUUGAGUUUCUAUUUGCAGUAUCUGGCCCAUUGGCCUGAGUAUUUUCAGGUGGCUGAGUCUCCAAGCAACACAAUAAUGGGAUACAUAAUGGGCAAAGCUGAAGGUGUUGGCGAGAACUGGCAUGGCCAUGUAACGGCUCUGGCAGUAGCACCCGAGUACAGGCGACUUGGACUUGCCAAUCAAUUAAUGGAGAUCCUAGAAGAUAUUUCUGAGAAGAAAUGCUGUUAUUUUGUUGACCUCUUCGUGCGCGUGAGCAAUGCCGUAGCUAUCAGCAUGUACAGCAACCUGGGCUACUGUGUCUACAGGACGGUUCUGCAGUAUUAUUCCGGCACUCCUGAGGAGGAUGCUUACGACAUGCGCAAAGCUCUGUCUCGAGACGUUCACCGUCGGUCAAUAGUGCCUCUCAAAGAUCCAGUGAGACCUGAAGAUCUUGACUGACUGUGGCAAGUUUGCGUAGAAGAGCCAUUUCUGUGCAGUUGCUUGUUGCUUGUAUGGACGGUCGUCGCUGCCUUGCUUUUCUAUGCUUUCUCGCACCAACACAUCAUGGCUAACCUGCUGAGGCUUGUUACAUAGUUGAGAUGCCUGCCGGAAAGUGUUAUUUUUUAGCUGUAAUUACGUUUGUCAGAGAUAUUCGUUACUAAGGAACGAACGGGUUGGCAUAUUAAUCUGCAAAGAACACAUCAUCAGUAAGCCAGGCUAAAUAUCUCUCAAUCAACUGUAGCCUUCGAAGGCGUUCUACUUCUAUGAAGUAUAAAUUGUGAAUCGCGACGUAACAAUAAUACUAGUUAAUUUAUCGUGAAGAAAACUAACUCAAUAUGCAGCUGCAUUUUUGAAAGCACACUAGGUAUUUCUUGUCUUUUUGUAAAUUGGCCUAGGUUUCGACGAAAUCCCUUUACAUCACUCAGCGUGUAAGUACCUACACUUAUAGUCACGAGAAUUUGAAAUUCAUCCCAGUUAGGAAUAAAAAUUGUUACUACAAUUCCUGUCAUUCUCGAUUUGAGUUUGUAAUAAAACAAUUUCUGCAGGAACAUC
Messenger RNA from Hyalella azteca, 1205 nucleotides. It is a transcript of the gene Naa20A, whose product is annotated as N-alpha-acetyltransferase 20. Gene Ontology annotation, molecular function: protein-N-terminal amino-acid acetyltransferase activity. Gene Ontology annotation, biological process: N-terminal peptidyl-methionine acetylation. The transcript is spliced from 4 exons. The record is from RefSeq and is a predicted model, not a curated record. Gene Ontology annotation, cellular component: NatB complex. Bases 90 to 611 code for a protein of 173 amino acids. Lineage: Eukaryota; Metazoa; Arthropoda; Malacostraca; Amphipoda; Hyalellidae.